This is a messenger RNA of Paramecium primaurelia, 258 nucleotides long. NCBI's taxonomy places the organism in Eukaryota, Ciliophora, Oligohymenophorea, Peniculida, Parameciidae. The record is from the annotation of a GenBank genome assembly.
AUGCAACGAUCUUAAAAGUAUAGAGCCAAAAUCCCAACAGAUUAUAGCUAUUUGAAAGAAGAGAUUAAAGAAAUUAGAGUAAAUUGGAGAUCUAUUCCAGUGCUCUUGCCUCUAAGUUUAAUAUUUGAAUUAGUUUUGUUAUACGCUUUUGUAUUUUUUGUUUUGUUUUGGGUAAACAUUAUUUAAAAAUUUUAUGAGACAUUAAACUUUCAAUAUCCUGGCCCACUAAUCGGUUCAGUUUUUAUGAUAACUUUUUGA